AUGGCUGCCCUCCGCCUGCUCCGCCCGCUCUCCGUCGGCUUGACCGCGUCCGCUCUUCUCGCCACCCCGCUCCUUUACCGUCCGUCCUCCUUCCGCGUCUACUGCGACGGCGCCACCGGCCAGUCCGCCGUUUCCUCGCGCGACUGGUCCUUCGAUCAAUAUUCGCGCGAAGCACGCACCCCAAUUGUGCGAAAAGGCCGCGCCAAUCCCCGCAUUUGGCGCCAGAUCAGCUCAGGGAGCAUAAUAGGCGUAAUCGGUGGGCUGGCAGUCAGCACCUUCUCCAAACCAUUGGCACUGCUCAUUGGACUUCUUGUCUUGGGAAACCAGUUCCUCGAAUCCCGCGGCAUCCACAUCAUUCCGUACGGCAGGAUUCAGAAGUAUGCCAAGGGCAUUGAUGUUCGAUCUGCACUGCAAGAUAACAUUGCUUUCAAGCUUUCUUUUGGCACAACUUUCAUGCUAGCCGCGUUCGCCGAGUUUUAA
This is a messenger RNA of Diplodia corticola, 480 nucleotides long. RefSeq lists its product as uncharacterized. The transcript has 3 exons. NCBI's taxonomy places the organism in Eukaryota, Fungi, Ascomycota, Dothideomycetes, Botryosphaeriales, Botryosphaeriaceae. Bases 1 to 480 code for a protein of 159 amino acids. The record is from RefSeq and is a predicted model, not a curated record.